AUGGUAAAGUUCGCAAGCGCAGAGGACGAAAACUUCGUAAAGGUUGCCACAAUGUUGGGCCUAUACUCUAUGAAGGCAAUCGCAGCGUUUCCGAAAGAUCGGGAAGACGGAAACGUCAUCGAAGGUCCGGGAUAUGCGCCCUUAUACAAUUCUGACUCGGCUUACAUUUCACAAAACAGAAAAUGGCAAACAUGA
Molecule: messenger RNA, 195 nt
Organism: Colletotrichum siamense
Lineage: Eukaryota; Fungi; Ascomycota; Sordariomycetes; Glomerellales; Glomerellaceae
Exons: 1
Coding region: 1-195 (64 amino acids)
Source: RefSeq, a predicted model, not a curated record